UCAAUGGAUGAAGAAAUCGAGAUUCCUCCGUUCUUCCUUUGUCCCAUCUCUCUAGAGAUUAUGAAAGAUCCAGUGAUAGUCUCUACCGGAAUAACCUACGAUAGAGACAGCAUCGAGAAAUGGCUCUUUUCUGGCAAGAAGAACUCGUGUCCGGUCACCAAACAAGAUAUAACCGACGCCGAUCUCACCCCGAACCACACUCUUCGUCGUCUCAUCCAAUCUUGGUGCACCCUAAACGCCUCCUACGGCGUCGAGAGGAUCCCUACCCCGAGACCUCCGAUCUGUAAAGCUGAGAUCGAAAAGCUCAUUAAAGAUUCAGCCUCUUCGCAUCAAAACCAGGCCAAGUGUCUCAAACGACUUCGUCAAAUUAUGUCGGAGAACGCGACCAACAAGCGGUGUUUGGAGGCCGCCGGAGUACCAGA
This is a messenger RNA of Camelina sativa (false flax), 422 nucleotides long. NCBI's taxonomy places the organism in Eukaryota, Viridiplantae, Streptophyta, Magnoliopsida, Brassicales, Brassicaceae. The record is from RefSeq and is a predicted model, not a curated record.